AUGCUCCGGCAACUUGCUCGUAUACCUCCUGGUCAGCCGUUGUUCUUUCGUGAUCCACGGACUAUUGAUUGGUGGAUCGCUGGCAAUUUGCCCUUCCUGCUAUUCACCCUAGUCAGCUAUGUCUACGUCGUCAAGUACUUUGGACCUCGGUUCAUGAAGAACCGCAAGCCCCUGGACUUCCUCAAGCCUGUCAUCCUGGCCUACAACGGAACCAUGGUUGCCACCAACGCCUUCUUCUGCCACAAAUUCCUCAGGGCAUCGUACAUCGGUGGCGGGUACAACUUAUUCUGUCAAGGAAUCGAUUUCAACGCCAAGGAUGAAGCGACAUUGCAGCUUUUGAGUCUGGUGUGGUUCUACACGUGGGUGAGGCUUGCGGACUUCCUGGAUACGGUCUUCUUCGUGCUUCGCAAGAAAGACGCUCACGUCUCGCUCUUGCACGUGGCGCAUCACUGCAUAGUUGUCUUCGGGUGCUGGUACGGCUUGUCGUAUGGAGCUGAUGGACAGUCCUUGUUCGGCAUAUGUGUGAAUAGUUUCGUUCACGUGGUCAUGUACUCGUACUAUUUCCUAUCGCUUCUAGGGCCUUCUGUGCGCAAGUAUUUAUGGUGGAAGAAACAACUGACGCAACUCCAGCUUGGACAGUUUAUUGUCGGUAUUCUACAUGCGGUUAUACCUCUUUUUGUAGAUUGUGGCUAUCCACCUAUGCAUAUCAUCAUUGCCUUCCCUCAGGGUGUCUUUUUUAUUGUAAUGUUUACGAGGUUCUAUUUGCAUGCGUACCAGAACAGAGUGAACAAAGUGCAGUGA
Molecule: messenger RNA, 801 nt
Organism: Ornithodoros turicata
Lineage: Eukaryota; Metazoa; Arthropoda; Arachnida; Ixodida; Argasidae
Product: very long chain fatty acid elongase AAEL008004-like
Exons: 1
Coding region: 1-801 (266 amino acids)
Biological process (GO): sphingolipid biosynthetic process; fatty acid elongation, monounsaturated fatty acid; fatty acid elongation, saturated fatty acid
Cellular component (GO): endoplasmic reticulum membrane
Molecular function (GO): fatty acid elongase activity
Source: RefSeq, a predicted model, not a curated record